AUGCAGCGAGCAGCACAGCAGCUAGACUGGAAUAUCUAUCGUGAGAUUGGCGAGGGUUUUGACACGCCGUCUGCUGUGCUCAAGUCGCGGGAGGCGAGGACCUUCGAUCGCCGCAGUGAAGUGCUGCAGGCACUCUCCGUGCCACGCGAUGACACGGUUCUGCAUGCUCUGCAAAUCAUGGACGCAGAACGGCUCACAAUCUGUCCAGCUACCUCUCAAGAACUCUCCGGUGACUUGGGUGGAGCAGUUGCUGUUGGCGUUGUGGCCGUUGCAGACCUGAAGCUGGUUUUCGAAUCUGAUGAGUAUCACGUGCUAGACUAUAGCAUCGAUGAUUUCUUGUCCUGGAGACAGCAUGUUGUGGCUGAGGAUUCUGCGAAGGUGGUUCGCUACCGCAGUCUGCGUCGAUUCAACGUAGUAUCUGUUGACCACCACGAGACCUUACAUGUACUUGCCACACGCCUUCUCGCCUCCAAGCUGCAGCGAAUCUUCUUGUCCUCCAACGAGAUUGCUCGUAUAGUGGGUAUCGUCUCGUCGCGGGAGAUUUUGAUAGAGGUGGUUGAUCAGCUGCUCCAUACGACUUCCUUGAGCUCCCGCUUUGAUGGCAGCCUCUGGACUUCCCGGCUGGAUUUGGUAAUGGUUUGA
Messenger RNA from Symbiodinium pilosum, 642 nucleotides. NCBI's taxonomy places the organism in Eukaryota, Dinophyceae, Suessiales, Symbiodiniaceae. The record is from the annotation of a GenBank genome assembly.